Messenger RNA from Brachypodium distachyon (stiff brome), 2791 nucleotides. Its product is annotated as WD repeat-containing protein 44. The record is from RefSeq and is a predicted model, not a curated record. NCBI's taxonomy places the organism in Eukaryota, Viridiplantae, Streptophyta, Magnoliopsida, Poales, Poaceae. Gene Ontology annotation, molecular function: protein binding. Bases 1 to 2391 code for a protein of 796 amino acids. The transcript is spliced from 7 exons.
AUGAGCGUGGAAGACGAGAUGGUGGGGGAGGAGGAGGAGGCGGAGGAGCACUUCUACGAGUCGCUCGACCGCAUCCUCUCCUCCUCGGCCUCCUCCACCUCUGCCUCGGACGACGACGGCGACCACCCGCGCCGUAGACGAGGGUACGAUGCCGCCGCCGCCGCGGCGGCCCUCGAUCUGUGGACCUCCCAGCCGGCGCCCAUCCAGGAGCGGCGGCACCGGCUGCUCCAGCUGAUGGGGCUCGCCGGGGACCCUGCCCUCGCGCGAUUCGAGAUGGGCCGAUCCGUCUCCUAUGGCGCCGUGGGCCCGACGCCGGCCUCUCCCGUCACGCGGUCCAGAUCGGACGGGUCCGCACCUGCCUCCACCGCGAAGCCUCCGCUGGGAGGCGGCUGUUUGCGUUCGACCUCGUCCGACGCAUCUGAUGCCACGCUGGAGGCGGUAGAGGAGGACCCAAGCUGCUUGAUCAGAAACCUCGACGACGGCACCGAGUUCGUGGUGAGGGAGGAGUCCGGGCUCCGCGAGGUUGGUACCGGGCGGCAGCUCACUGUGGAAGAGUUCGAGCUAUUCAUCGGCCGCUCCCCCAUCGUCCAGGAGCUCAUGCGCCGCCAAAGUGUCGCCAACUCCAACUCCCACUCCAAUUCCCAAAGUGGCGCCUCCACCCCCAUGGAGAGGUCCAGCUCUGGCUCCAGCAAUGGCGGGGCGCGAUCCAGGCGGCGUAGCAGCUGGCUCCGCAGCAUCCGCAGCGCAGCUGGUUCCAUGGUCAACUAUUCGCGUGACCGCCGAAGCGACGAGAAAGACACCCUCUCAGAGAAGGGUGGGCGCGGUUCCAGCUCGGCCACGGAUGACAGCCAGGAUGGUGUUUCACUCCAUGGCCCAGACCGUGUGAAGGUGCGUCAAUGCGGGAAGUCAUAUAAGGAGCUCAGUGGUCUGUUCAUGAACCAGGAGAUACAUGGACACAAGGGGUCCAUCUGGAGCAUCAAGUUUAGUCCUGAUGGGCGAUACCUGGCAAGUGCUGGGGAGGAUUGUGUGAUCCAUAUUUGGGAGGUGUUGCAGUUCGGGAGGAUGAGGGAGGAGAUGGAGGUGGAAGAUAAUGGGACCUGCAAUCCGUUUGUGAACAUGACAUGCAACGAGUCAUCAGAGCCAGUGUUGGCAUCGGUUGCUACAGAGGUUUGCCAUUGGGACAAGAAGCUGCCGGCAAAGGCUCUGCGCAGUCGGAGAUCGGUACACUCAGACCGGUUGAUGGUGCCAGAGCAUGUGUUUGCACUGUCGGAGAAGCCUGUGAUAACCUUUGCAGGGCAUUCAGAGGAUGUGCUUGAUCUCUGCUGGUCCAAAUCUCAGUACUUGCUUUCAUCGUCAAUGGAUAAAACUGUACGGCUGUGGCACAUGUCAAGCACUUAUUGUUUGAAAACCUUCUCCCACAGUGACUAUGUGACUUGUAUCCAGUUCAACCCUGUUGAUGAUAGAUACUUCAUUAGUGGUUCUCUGGAUGAAAAGGUUCGAAUCUGGAAUAUACCAAAACGUGAAAUUGUUGAUUGGGUUGAUCUACAUGAAAUGAUCACUGCUGCCUGCUAUACCCCUGAUGGAAAGGGUGCGCUCAUUGGCUCUCACAAGGGCAGUUGCUAUGCAUAUGAUACAUCUGAUAAUAUGCUUUGUCACAAUAAGAAAAUUGAUCUCCAAAAUAAGAAAAAGAAAUCCAGCCAGAAGAAAAUCACAGGAUUUCAGUUUGUCCCAGGGAGUUCUUCAAAGGUCAUUGUCACAUCUGCAGAUUCACGAAUCCGAGUUGCUGAUGGUUUUGAACUACUCCACAAGUUUAAAGGGUUUCGGAACACAAGCAGCCAAAUCUCAGCUUGUUCAGCCGCUAAUGGGAGGUACAUAAUUUCUGCAAGUGAGGAUUCGCAUGUAUAUAUCUGGAGAUACAAUGAUGAUUCCAAACCAAGCAGAAAGAAGAACAUAGUCUCAGUUACAAAUACCCAUGAACACUUUCACUGUGAGGGUGUGACAGUUGCUGUUGCUUGGCCUUGUACCAGCGUCACAGUGACUUCUAGAGCUAACUCCAGGAAGCAAGACGACCUGGACUGUGUGUCUGGUAAUAGCAAUAUACUUGGAUCUGAACCUGCUAAAGAGGAUGAGAUGCCUGCUAUUCAGCACCAGAGCAACAACAGCAUCAGAAGCAACAAUUUAAAUCACAAUGGUGACAGGGUAUCUGCGACCUGGCCUGAAGAGCUCAUGACAAAAACAAAACAGAGCCCGAAGUCCAAUACUAGCCUUCCCAGUGACGAAGAUCAAGCUCCAAGUCAAUCGGCCUGGGGAUUAGUGAUUGUGACAGCAAGCCGUGAUGGUCGAAUCAGAACAUUUCAAAACUUUGGUUUUCCUAGUAUAGCAUCGAUCUGAUUACGUGUAUGAUAGGCAGUGCAUUUCAGGCCUGUAGUUUUGUGUACAGAUAGAAUGGAGAUAACGGGUGAGUUGCACGGCAUUGAAGGAUUAAAUUUCGUUACUCCUUGGUGCGCCUGCUUCAGAGUUCGGAAUCUUCAACUAACAUAUUGUCAGGAUCCAGCUUCUUUGUUAUGGCAUUCAUUUGCCCUAAAUUGUACAUGAAAGUGAAGCCCUAGAAAGAGUGACGCCGUCAGCUGGUUUGAGUGAGAUCUUUCUUCGUUCAUUCAGAAGCUUCAACCUUGUACCAUUUGGCCGUUCACCUUCCAUAUUUUGUUUUCCUAUUAUAUAUUCUUGUAAGGAAAAAUCUCAGUGCUACAGAAAAGAGAAAAUCAAAAGAAUUACAUAUCGUUGGAAAAUU